Chrysemys picta bellii (western painted turtle) is the source of this 4492-nucleotide messenger RNA. The record is from RefSeq and is a predicted model, not a curated record. Lineage: Eukaryota; Metazoa; Chordata; Testudines; Emydidae.
GCGUGACACUUCUCCGCGCUGCUCACUUCCUGGUCUCUCUCCCUCCCAGUAGGACUAGGGGCAGCUCGGGUAGCCACUGACGCCUCCUGCUGCAGUAGCAGCCCCGGGGCGUCGCGCGCUUGGCGUCCCGGGCUCGCGAGGCGAAUGGAACGUUGCGUUGGGCGACGGAACGUUGACCCGGGUGGCGGCGAGGUGCUGAGCUCGCGCUCGCUGAGCGGGGGUGGCGGCGGCAGCGGGCGGGCUGGACCAGCAGCAGCUGCGGGGACCGGCGGCGACGGCUUCUUAUGCGGAUCCCUUGGUAGAAUUCAUUUGGGCAAAUUUUGGCAGGCACAUCUUAGAUACGGAGAAGAUUUAUGUUGCAUAAAACUGGUGCAGCAAGAUCACCCUUUCACAGUUACAGCUCCCUUUCUGCAGCCUGGAAUCUUCUACAUGCUUCUCAUACCGUUAUGCAGAAGGAGCUUUCUGAGUUUCAUUUGUAAAGCAGAAGACGACUAUUUUUGAUUCUUUUUCACAUUCAAGUAUGGACAUUAUAAUCUAUGAUGAUUACUCCAAUCCACCGCUUCAGAGAUAUUGAGAGGAAACCUGAAUACCUCCAGCCAGACAAGUGUGUUCCACCUCCUAGCCAUAGUUCCUUGGGAACAAUGUGGUUUAUUCGAGAUGGCUGUGGUAUUGCAUGUGCUGUUGUUACCUGGAUGCUUGUCUUCUAUGCAGACUUUGUAGUCCUUCUUGUUAUGUUAGUUCCAUCAAGAGACUAUAUUUAUAGUGUGAUCAAUGGGAUAUUGUUCAACAUGUUGGCUUUCCUGGCUUUGGCUUCACAUUUUCGAGCUAUGCUAUCAGAUCCAGGUGCUGUGCCCAAAGGUAAUGCCACAAAAGAAUUCAUUGAGAGCUUACAGCUGAAGCCAGGACAGGUUGUUUAUAAGUGUCCAAAAUGCUGUAGCAUCAAACCAGACAGAGCACAUCACUGCAGUGUUUGCAAGAGGUGUAUUCGGAAAAUGGAUCAUCACUGUCCAUGGGUUAAUAACUGUGUAGGAGAGAAUAACCAGAAGUACUUUGUACUGUUUACAAUGUAUAUAGCACUAAUUUCCAUGCAUGCCCUAAUCAUGGUGGGAUUUCACUUCCUGUAUUGCUUUGAAGAAGACUGGACAAAAUGCAGCUCCUUCUCUCCACCAACUACAGUGAUCCUUCUUAUCCUCUUGUGUUUUGAGGCUCUCUUGUUUCUCAUCUUCACAUCUGUAAUGUUUGGGACCCAGGUACACUCCAUCUGCACUGAUGAAACGGGUAUCGAGCGCCUUAAGAAUCAGACGCCUACUUGGGAAAAAGUCAGAAGCUGGGAAGGGAUGAAACUGGCUUUUGGUGGCGAUUUCUCCCUGAGCUGGUUCAAUCCUUUUUCAGGCCUGAGUUGCAAAAAGGCUCCACCCUCUGGGGUGGCAGCAGUUCCUCCACCUGAAAUAGUGACUGAAGAGGCUCUUGAGCAAUUCUUGGAACAAGAGGCUGCUGUCCAAGUGUUAAAUGAAUAAGCAAAAUCCUCUCCAAAAUGUCAACAAGCUCUCCGUUUUAAUUAAAUGUUUGCAGCCCAGAUUUAGCUUUAAGGGGCCAUGGUGCAGAAAACAUCUGGACAUAUUUGUCCAGAAGUCAGGUGCAGUCCUAGUAGAAGUAAUGCAAAUCUCUAUUGAAUGCCCAACCAAUGAUGAAAGGUAUAAGCUCUAUUUCUACCAUUGGAAAGGUUUUAUUAAGCAAAGAGCAACUGCCCAGCUUUGCACAGUUCCCAAUUGUUUGUUCAAGGAGUGACUCCUUUUUUGGCUCAACAGGCACGGAUGCUGCCUUUGACUCAUGAGGUUCCCAGUUCAGGUUUCAGCUGUCUUAAAGUUCAGGGCAGAUACAACAGAUGGGCAAAUUCAUCCUGGUGUAACUCCACUGACAUCACUGGAAUUGUGCUGGCGAUAAAUUUAGCCCUGUGUAACUCCAGCUACUGCCUGAGAUUCUUCUAUUUGAGGGCCUGAUCCAAUGCCCAUUCAAGUCAAUGGGGGCCAUUCCACUGACUUCUAUGGGCUUUGAAUCAGGCCCUAAGUCUGCAACGGUGGCAGACACAAUAGGUGAAUCUGGUAUAUCGCUAAUGUUUGGUAAAUACAACAGAUGAAUAUGUGAAUCUUGGUAGCACAGUAAAUCUGCCAGAUCAAGUCUUCAUCAGUGUGUCAUGAAAUUGUACUCUACUGUUAAUAGCAGGAUUGCUUUUAAGAAGGAAACCUGCUUAGUUACAAUAGCUUCCAUUAAAGAGUGUAUCUGACAUGCUGUAAUAUUGCCUUAAAUGUCAAUAUCUUAAAUAUUCAGCUGUCAAUUCUUGGUAGAAGUUGACUUUUUAAAGGUGACCACUAUGGAAUACUUUAGAUACUUACACAUUUGUAGUUAGUAAAUGGUUACAUGACAAUACAUGCUAGAUAUAAAAGUUUUAUUACCAAGAGUUGAAAUGGUUAAACAGCUCAUGAGUGGCAAAGUCAUAAAUGAGUUGUAUGAGCCAUCCUAAAAGGAGGCCAAUAAAAUCUUUUAUAUCAAACUACAUUGUCCUACACAGAUUCUAUAUUGCAAAUGAAUAUGAAUGAAGAAAAGUUUAUUUUAGGAAUAUUUUAGACUUUUUUUUUUUAAAUGGUCUUUUUCUGUCAUCUUUUCCUUGUAAAAACAGAUACUUUAGUUACUGUCAAUCUAAUUCUAUAGAACCUGGGGAAGCCAUAUUUUGGCCCUGCCACUGGCCUGUCAGGUGACCUUGAGCAAGUUGCUUCCCCUCUCAGUGCCUCAGUUUUUUUCUCUCUAAAACAGGAAUAAUGAAACAUAUCUCCUCUCUGAAGUGCAUAGAAAUCUAUGGAUGAAAGGCAUUAUGAUAUAAGAGGUAGGUGAUAUUUGUAUUUAUUAAAGAGAUACCAGAUGGAACCUGUACCAACCAACCUGAUUUGAAAAAUGUUCAGAAUUUAAAAUAAAACAAAACCCCACGGCCUUAGUGUGUUAUGACUUGACACACUAAGGAGUACUGAAAAGAGACUGUCUUUGUUCCAGUCCUCUGCUGUGGGUGAGGGUCACAAUAAGUUAAUCCCCUUAUUAUCUGAUGUGGGUUAGUAUGCCCGGACUCUGGCAGCUGCUACAAGCAGUUUGUUGAAAAACAGGAAAACUUUUUGAGCAAAUAUUUCAGAAAAGUUGCCCCCCCCCCCUUUUUUUUUUUUAAAUUGAGAAAAUCUGAAACUUUUCUAGGUACUCUAGUCAACAGGAAUUAAGAAUCAGGUUUGUUCCUCAAUCUACAGCUUAGUUUAAAAGAAAAUCUGCUCUUCUGUAUACUAAGCUGUUUUGUCAUCAGAAACAAACAGAAUGUCUCUUCUGUAAACUGAUCAGAAUAUAGUUGUAUCUGACUAUAGUAAAGUGAGCAACUGUCACUCUUCUGCACCCAAAGUGCACUUGUAUCUAGCAGUGCUUCAAAGCAAGAGAGCAAAUAGGGACACUUAAGAAGCUACAUGGGGAGUUAGCAUGGGGGUGGGGAAGGGAAUAUUUAAGGAGGGAAAAUAGGACUGGACCUUUUAACUCGUGUAUUGUAGUUCUGGCUUGGUGUUUGGCCUUUCUGUCUUAGGCCAUGUCCACACUUACAAGCUUACAGCUUGUGUAGCCGCUCUAUGCUGAUGGAAGAGAGCUCUCCUGUCAACAUAAUAAAACCAGCUCCAUGAGCAGCGAUAGCUAUGUCAAUGGGAGAGUGUCUCCCGCUGACAUAGUGCUGUUCAUACCAGCACUUAUGCUGGCAACAUUUAUGUCACUUGGGGGUGUUUUUUUCACACUCUUGAGUGACAAAAGUUUUGCCGACAUAAGUGCUAGUGUAGACAUGGCCUUAGUUGCUCUAGCUGUAAAAAGGCGAUGGCAACACUGGGUUAUCUGAGGACUAAUUAAUGUUUGCAAUGUAAAUUACUUUGAAAUGUUAAAUCAGGGCUAAUGAGGAUUAUUAGAAUGGGAAAUAGUAUCUGUUUUGCUUGGGGAAAAAUAGGAACAACUGGCACAUGUGUGUUACGUAUUUGCUGAAAUAAAAUGAUUGCAGGAACUGUACAUUAAUUAUUUGUUAAAAUACAUUUUUUUGGAUAAGCCUCUGACUGUGCUGAUACAAGCCAUUCAGCUUUUUGAAGUCAGAGUGGUCAUCAUAUAAAAACAGGCGUUAGUAUGAGAUUUCAGCUACUGUUUCUGACCUGCCUGAGAAUACCAGGGGAAAGUAAAACAUCCAUUGACUUCAAUGGUGCUAGGACUUCACCUUCUGAGACAGACUUAUUUUUUCUUGGGUUUCGAAGGUGCUGCGGCUUCUUGGACAUGAGCACAAUCACAGCUUCUUUGGGAGUGGUGACCGUUUGAAGGGGAUAUAUUUCUUCCCGCCCCCUUUUUUUUUUAAACCUGUUCCUGCUAAAUAUGAAUACAGGACUCUUGUAUUUUACUAGGGCUGUCAAGCAAUUAAAAAAAUUAAUCGCUAUUAAUUGCA